Molecule: messenger RNA, 2781 nt
Organism: Amyelois transitella
Lineage: Eukaryota; Metazoa; Arthropoda; Insecta; Lepidoptera; Pyralidae
Exons: 10
Coding region: 26-1981 (651 amino acids)
Biological process (GO): double-strand break repair
Cellular component (GO): BRCA1-A complex; BRISC complex
Molecular function (GO): metallopeptidase activity; polyubiquitin modification-dependent protein binding
Source: RefSeq, a predicted model, not a curated record
AAAUAAGUACAAAAAAAAAACAAAAAUGGCCGACGAUGACGAAAUAGACGUUCUCGGAGAAUUUUCUUUUAAUUCUUGUUUUGCUCAAAAUAAUCAAGGAAUCCCAUCAUGCUCCAACAGAGAAGAUACAGUGCAUCCACAAUGGCUCCUGGAUUCCACAGCAACGAAUUGGUAUGAUAUCCAGAAUAAAAAUCUCCUUAGUGAGAAAAGAAUACAUCAAAAACCACCCAAAAACAAAUCAAUAGACAGAGAUAACAAUAUCAUUUGUGCAGAAUGGACUCGUGAAGAAAGGAAGAUAUUGCUGGAACAAAUGGAUAAGUAUGGUAGAGAUGUACGUAAAAUUUCUCAAACAUUGAAGACAAAGACUGAAGCAGAAAUUCAAGCACUGAUUGAGGCUGAACACGGGAUCAAUCUGGAGACACCCACAUUUGGCCUGGACAAGAAUGUGGACCAUGACAAUGUACCUGUUGUAGUCCAGGAAGAAGUAGUGAUGGACACAACUCCAAAAAGCCCAAGAAAAAUAAAAUCUAGGAGAAAAUACACAAUAUCAAAAAAUAGUUUACUUAAACCUGUAAUUGUAGAGAAUAGAAUUGAUGCAAUGGACAUUGAUCCUGGAGAAUUGGUUUACGAAGACGAUUUAAUGUUAGGAUCUACAGAAUCCAUAGGGUCUGAUUUAGACUUGACUGAUGUAGUUUCUAAGAGGUUUCAGAAAGCAAAGGUUGGUAGGAAAAUGGGUAAUCAUAGGAGAAAAACUUCAGGUUCGGACAGAGGCCGACCGAGGAAUAAGAGUAAAGAUAUCCUGAAAUCGCCGCAGGGAAGGCAGAGGAAGGAUUCCAGCCUGUCUGAAGAUAGUAUGAAGAGCCCUAAAAUGCAAAUUGUAUUGGGAACUGGACAAACGUUACCUGUUUCGGAAGGGGAGCAAGUGAUAAAAAUAGAGAAGAAAAAGGAUUCAGAACCAGAGAGUGACAUAGAAGUGGACAUAGACAGCGAUAAUGAGGAUGGUUCCACCAAGAAGUGUUCCAUGGAUGCGGGCACAAAGACCAAUGUUGAGGAGGCUCCGAUUGCUGUGCCAAUUGAGGGGAGGAAGUUUGAACCUAUGAGGAAGAGAGCUAGGAAGAUUAACCUGGACGGUGGCGGCGGCUACACGAUAAUGCACACGCUGGAGGGCGACCUGCUGGAGACGAGCGCGGAGCCCCGCCGGCCGCCGCGCCGCGCCGCGCCGCCCGUGCCGCUCGUGCGGUGUCGCGUCUACAACGCUGAGAGACCGGCCCCCUUCGACGUCCGCCUAUACGUGUCGGCAUUGAUCAGCAUGGACGUACACGCUCACACGUCCCGCGGCGAGGUGAUGGGGCUGCUGGGCGGCACGUGGAGCCCCGCGCUGCUGGCGGAGCGCCCCGCCGUGUGCGGGCUCGCCUACCGCCCGGCCGGGGCGGCGGCCGGCUCCACGCACUGCGACAUGGACCCUGUGUCCCAGUCAUCGGCGGCGGAGUCCCUGCGAGCCCAGGGCCUGUCGGUGGUGGCGUGGCACCACUCGCACCCCGCCUUCCCGCCCGCGCCCUCCGCGCAGGACCUGCGCUCGCAGCGCGCGCUGCAGGCGCUGGGGCCCCGCCUGCUGGCGCUCAUCACGGCGCAGCACUGGCCCGCGGGCCGCGCCGCCUCGCAGUACAGAUGUAUCCGCGUGGAAGACGACGACUUGGAGCAAGAAGUGCCGACCGGCUACCAACUCAGCGUCAAGUUGGUAGCUGACAUCACCAUAGAAUCUCUCCCUCUCUACUUGGAGGAACUAGCGGGUCUGCUGGGCGAAUGCGAGCGAGACAGCUAUAGCGUCGAUGUGACGAAGGAUAUAUGUCCGCAAGCCAAAAUGACGUACUUAGACAAGUGCCUAUCCAGUAUAUCGCAUCACAUGCGCUCGGCGGGCUACGCGGACGACGACCCCGUGGUGCCGCAGCUGCUGCAAGGGAUCCGCGAUAUAUUCAGAUGAUCUCCUAGUACCAAACGAUUUGGUUCAUACGUUCAUGUGAUGCCAUUACUGAUUUGCCCUAUCAAGUUCUGAGUGAAGGGUGUGUUCGAAUGUUAUGUACUUUUAAAAACAGAACAGAAGAAUCUAUCAGUGAUUUGCUUUUUAAAAUUAUCUUUGUGCGAUCUCAGGCGCACCCUCCGUCGCUAAGUAAUGGGACCCGGGUGUUGUUUUUUGUAAUAUUUUAUUUCCCAAGGUUUAUUCAAUACUUUAUUGGGUAAGAAGAUUAUAAUUUGCCACGAUUUUUUUUUCAAACUCUGUCGCAACCUCUGAUAUCUAUAGGCUUAGUUCGGGUCUGAUAAAAUCGACACUGACGAAACUCACCGACGAAGAUUGUUGAGUUCAGAUUUUUGAAAAUAAUAAGCCUUUUUUCGUAUGAAUGUCAUGCGUUAUAUGAAAUUAAUUUCAAAGGUAACUAAAUUAUUUAUAUAUAUUAAUAUAAUAGUAUGUAAGUAAGAAAAUUACAUUUAUUUUAUUGAUUGCGUUUGUUUGCCAUGAAUUUAAGCGAGGUGUAGAAAAUCCUCGGCACAUGUAAGAUACUUAAGAUCUUUUCAACAAUUUUAAGUUACAAUGUCCUUAGUCUGAAGGAACAAUAUGUAUCCUUUUUUCGUAAAUUAAUUUAAAAUUUCAGGUGCAGUAUUAAGGAAACAAAAAAUAAUAUACAUCCGUUCUUUUUGUGAAGAACUAACUGUAAGUGUACCUGUAAGACAAUAAAUUGUAAUUGUACAUUAUUUUGUGAGAAAAUAUUGUAAAAUAAAUGCAUA